Molecule: messenger RNA, 836 nt
Organism: Oryzias melastigma (Indian medaka)
Lineage: Eukaryota; Metazoa; Chordata; Actinopteri; Beloniformes; Adrianichthyidae
Exons: 3
Coding region: 192-836 (214 amino acids)
Molecular function (GO): protein binding
Source: RefSeq, a predicted model, not a curated record
UCUUGCCUUUUGUGACCAAUAUAACUCUGCUCAGCUGUGGUAUAGCAGACAACUCACAAGGCUACUGUGAAGUUCUGGACCUGAAGAACAUUUCUAAACUUCUGCACAGUGAACUGAUCCAGGUGGGGUCACUGGCAAAAAGCAGUGCAUCCAUCAACCUCCUGGUGGAACUGGAGAAAAACCCACCUCAGAUGAAAACUUAUAUUCUGACUGCCAUACAGUCCAAUGAAAAUCCAGAUUAUGCUUCUGAUUUAAAGACAAUUAAUCUGCAGAACACGCUGGAAUCUCAGUCUGGAGGAAUAUUUUCUCUUAAUGGGGAACAAAGCUCAACUCCAGUAAUUAAAAAUAAAGGUAGUGUAGAGUUUGUAGAUGGCUUUCAGAUCAACAAAACAAUCUAUAUCCUCUGCAACGUCUUGGUCAAAACAAACAAAGUCCGUCUUGUUUGGCUUAAAGCCUCUACAAGUAAAGCAGGAACUCUGGGAUCUCUGGAAGCCGCUACACUCAAUGAAGGCAGCAGACUGCUGGCCUCCUCGGUUGUCCCAGGUGGAGAGCAGGUGCUUUGGAGCGGGGUGUUCUGUACGGACCGAGGACAGACCAACACCCAGCUGGUCCUGUUUGACAUCAGCCCUCCUGUCAACAAUAAUCCUGAUAAGGAACCAGAUUUCUACUACAAGGAUCCACCCAAUCCUCAGGAAAAGAAGCGGGGAGGUAAGACUGUUCUCUACAAGCAGAACAGCAUGACGUCUGUUCUGGCUGUCAGACAGAAGAACUGGAUGGUUUUCUUUGUCGGGACGGCGGAUGGACAGCUCAUUAAGGUCUUUGGAGCCAGAAAAUGA